AUGGAAAUACUGGGCGAAUUGAUCCACGAGUUAACCUCUGACGAUAAGAUGAUGUGGGUCAUUGGCGGUGGCGAAGUCGCCAGUGAAAACACGUCCAAGGGAAUCAAGGAACCCGAUCUCAGCAAUGGUUGGUACACAAUAGAGGCCGAUAACUGGCACUUUCAUCUGGCUGAAGCCUCAGUCAACGGCAUCCAGUUUGUGGAGGCCGAUAGCCACGGGGGAUUGAAGUCUUUUUACGUGCGUUUUUCCAAGGACUGGGAAGAAACGCUGGUACGUUGCUACUUCCCCAAUCCCUACCUGGAUGAUGACCUCAACCGGGUUGAAUAUCAGGCCGAUAAGUAUGAUGCUUUCCUCGAAAUGAGAGACCGCUACGUGGGCCGGGAAGAAGGGGUGGUUUACGUUCAGCGUUAG
Messenger RNA from Geodia barretti, 411 nucleotides. Lineage: Eukaryota; Metazoa; Porifera; Demospongiae; Tetractinellida; Geodiidae. The record is from the annotation of a GenBank genome assembly.